AUGGACAGUCCUCAGUCCCCAGCCUUAGGUUGCACACCUGCAGUGUUAUCAGCGGUAUCUGCACCAGUGAUGAAAAAGCCACUUCUAGACUUGAGUGAGUGGAAGAAUCAGCGGGUUCUAGCAAAAAGGGGCGACAUAUUUGAAGUGGCUCUCAUCAAAGGAGUUCAUCCAAGCAGUCAGAAUAUUGAAAUAGAAUUUGAAUCAGACCACAAGAGCAUGACAUUUUCUAAUGUGUUUGAUGUUCAGGGUUGUUUAUUAGUUGGGGAUAACUCACCCCAAGCAUCGACUCUCACUGUUGGACGAGCAGUUUGUGUGCGAGUGAACCAGGAGAAGAAUAUUUUCCAUGAAGGAGUCAUUGUUGAGCGUCGAACAAACCCAGUUAUGUGUCAU
Molecule: messenger RNA, 390 nt
Organism: Candidula unifasciata
Lineage: Eukaryota; Metazoa; Mollusca; Gastropoda; Stylommatophora; Geomitridae
Source: the annotation of a GenBank genome assembly